GAAAAUAUAAUUAAUUUAAAGUUUCCAAUCUCCUUCUCCUCCAACUAAAACUACUGUAGCUAGCUAUCUCCAGUUCUACGUUCUUUCUAUUAAUAUAAAUCAUCUUCUUCUUCUUCUUCUUCUUCUUCUCUGUUUCGUUGAUUCCAAUAGAAGCUCUCACGAAUUCGUCGUCGUAUCAUCAGAUUCUGCUGGAGUUCCUGAAUUUGUUUAAUCAGAUAGUGUUGUUCGUCUUGAUCUAUCGCUACUAGAUUUGUUGUGCGUUUGUUGUCUUUGCUGAUAAUUUCCAGUUUCUCGGCUUAUGAUCUCGAGGUAAUGGCCACAGAGCCUUUGCACCUGGUUUUCAUCCUGCUGUGUUUUGGUAUUGGUGCAGUGACAAGAAAUUGAUUGUCAAAGGAAGAUUAUUUGCUUUUUCUCUGAAGUGAGGGAACGAGGAAAAUGGCAAAGAUGAUAAACAAGACGCUUGUACUAACUUAUAUCUACUUGCUGAUCUACAUUAUACUUUCUUCAGGAGUUAUACUGUACAAUAAGUGGGUUUUAUCCCCAAAAUACUUCAAUUUUCCACUUCCUAUAACGCUGACAAUGAUCCAUAUGGGGUUUGCUGGAUUCGUGGCUUUCCUUCUUAUUCGCGUCUUCAAGGUUGUAGCUCCGGUUAAAAUGACAUUUGAAAUAUAUGCAACCUGUGUGGUACCUAUAAGCGCAUUUUUUGCAUCAAGUCUCUGGUUUGGCAAUACUGCAUAUUUGCACAUUUCUGUUGCCUUCAUUCAGAUGCUGAAAGCUCUAAUGCCAGUAGCGACAUUUAUCAUGGCAGUUGUGUGUGGCACUGACAAACCAAGGUGCGACGUGUUCUCGAACAUGUUGCUGGUCAGUGUUGGAGUUGUGAUAUCCUCUUAUGGGGAAAUUCAUUUCAAUAUAGUUGGCACAGUCUAUCAGGUGACAGGCAUCUUUGCUGAAGCACUUAGACUGGUGCUAACUCAAGUUCUUCUCCAGAAGAAGGGUUUGACAUUGAAUCCUAUUACCAGCUUGUAUUACAUAGCUCCAUGCAGUUUUGUUUUUCUGGCCUUGCCUUGGUAUGUGUUAGAGAAACCCACAAUGGAAGUUUCACAGAUCCAAUUCAACUUCUGGAUAUUUUUCUCCAAUGCCCUAUGUGCUCUUGCCUUGAACUUCUCCAUAUUCUUAGUAAUCGGGAGAACAGGUGCAGUAACCAUCCGGGUGGCUGGUGUUCUCAAAGACUGGAUUCUUAUAGCCCUCUCAACUGUCAUUUUCCCCGAGUCCACAAUCACUGGGUUGAAUAUCACUGGAUACGCAAUAGCGCUAUGUGGUGUCGUUAUGUACAAUUACAUUAAAGUAAGGGAUGUGAAGGCGUCUCAACCAACUGCUGACGGUCUUCCAGAUCGAAUAAAUAAGGAGUAUAAGAUGGAGAAGAAGUCUUCGGAUAAAUUCAAUCCUAAUGACAGUGUGGAGAUCCCAAGAGUAGGAGGCGAGGUAAACGACGAGGAAGCCCCUUUGAUCACAUCCCGGUUGUCUCAUAUUGGUCGGACGCAGCUCGGAAAUCACGCUGCUUAAGAUGCUGGUAUAAACGUAUAAUAGACAUUUUGCUUCCCAAUUCGUUUUUUCUGUUACUUAGAAAAAAAAUCUUUGAACCAAAAAAAGAAGUUGCAGCAGCAUCAGGUGAAAAAUGUGUUGCUCCUUUCAAAAUUCCAAAUUUAUUAUGAGAUAGAAUAGCGGAGAUUAUUACCAAUGAUUAGCUUAAAAACGUAAAAAUUCUCAAAUUCGUUUGUAGUGAAUUGACGUUUAAGUGAUAUAUUUGUAGUCUUUAUUUCUUCCACCAUCAACAGACUCUGGAUUCAAUUUUCUGA
This is a messenger RNA of Arabidopsis lyrata subsp. lyrata, 1856 nucleotides long. Its product is annotated as probable sugar phosphate/phosphate translocator At3g17430. Gene Ontology annotation, molecular function: antiporter activity. Gene Ontology annotation, cellular component: Golgi apparatus; trans-Golgi network; endosome. The transcript is spliced from 10 exons. Bases 436 to 1563 code for a protein of 375 amino acids. The record is from RefSeq and is a predicted model, not a curated record. Lineage: Eukaryota; Viridiplantae; Streptophyta; Magnoliopsida; Brassicales; Brassicaceae.